Molecule: messenger RNA, 2958 nt
Organism: Tarenaya hassleriana
Lineage: Eukaryota; Viridiplantae; Streptophyta; Magnoliopsida; Brassicales; Cleomaceae
Product: TBC1 domain family member 8B
Exons: 18
Coding region: 251-2722 (823 amino acids)
Source: RefSeq, a predicted model, not a curated record
CAAACGCAGAGAAAUAAUUUCACUUUGUAAAUAGCCUCGUCGACAAUCUCGCCCUUUACAUGUGAUUCUCUCUCUCUCUCUCUCUCUCUCUCUCUCUCUCUCUCUCUCUCUCCUUCAAGAAGUUGCAGUUGCAGAAGGAAGAUGGAGUAGCGUCUUCUCCAUCGGAUCUUCUUCUUCUUCUUUCAGUCACCGUGUUCGAGUUUCCAACUCUCACCGGAGAGAUCUCAUCGUUCUUUCGUUCGUUUGAGGAAUGAGGAUCGCCGCGGCGGCUUCCAAGCCUGUCAAUCCUCUUUCCGCUUUCGAGCACAAGAGGGAUGCAUAUGGAUUUGCUGUGAGACCUCAGCAUGUGCAAAGAUACCGAGAGUAUGCUAAUAUCUACAAGGAGGAAGAAGAAGAAAGGUCAGAGAGGUGGAACAAUUUCUUGGAACUUCAUGCAGAAUCAGCUGAGUCUCCUGCAGACGGAUCACCUAGAAAUAGCCAUGGACCGCUAGAGGGUGAGUUAGAUAAGGAUGCUGAAGGAGAAUGCCUGCAUACUGAUAAGUCUGGAAAUGGAAGCGAAGAGAAUGCAUACCCCAAUGCAGAGAAAACUGUGCAUAGGGUUCAAUUAUGGACUGAGAUAAGACCAUCUCUGCGAGCAGUUGAGGAGUUGAUGAGUGUACGUGUCAAAAAGAAGGGUGAUUCAUUAAAAGGGGAGCUAGAAACUCAAAAGGUGAAAUCUUCGCCUCCAUCAGAUGAUACCAAAUUUUCCAAGGGAGCAUCUGAGAAUGAUUCCGAAGAUGAGUUUUAUGACGUGGAGAGAUCAGAUCCAAUCCAAGAUGGUUCUUCUUCAGAUACAAGUAUCUCCAGCAUGUCUGUUGUUGCAGAGGCAACUACCCCAGUAGCUACACAUCCCUGGAAAGAAGAACUUGAAGUUCUCGUUCGUGGAGGUGUUCCAAUGGCUCUUAGGGGUGAGCUCUGGCAAGCAUUUGUAGGUGUGAGGAAACGACGGACCGAGAAUUAUUACCAGAAUCUGCUUGCUGCUGAUAGUCCAGGAUGCAAUGGAGAACAGGAACAUGUGCAGCAUGCCAAUGAUAAAGGUUCAAGAAUGGACUCCAUUGUUGCCGUGGAAAAAUGGAAAGGACAGAUAGAGAAGGAUUUGCCUCGAACAUUUCCAGGUCACCCUGCCCUAGAUGAUGAUGGAAGAAAUGCUUUGCGGCGAUUACUUACUGCGUAUGCUCGACAUAAUCCUUCUGUUGGGUACUGUCAGGCCAUGAAUUUCUUUGCUGCACUUUUAUUGCUUCUGAUGCCUGAAGAGAAUGCUUUUUGGGCACUGACAGGAAUCAUUGAUGACUACUUCAAUGGUUAUUAUUCAGAAGAAAUGAUCGAGUGUCAGGUUGAUCAACUAGUUCUGGAGGAGUUGAUUCGCGAGAGAUUUCCUAAAUUGGUGAAUCAUCUAGAUUAUCUGGGAGUGCAAGUGGCAUGGGUUUCAGGGCCAUGGUUUCUUUCUAUCUUCAUGAACAUGCUUCCAUGGGAAAGUGUUCUUAGAGUGUGGGACGUGCUUCUCUUUGAAGGAAAUCGUGUUACGCUUUUUAGGACGGCACUCGCCUUGAUGGAACUAUAUGGUCCUGCUUUAGUUACAACGAAGGAUGCUGGAGAUGCUGUUACUUUGUUACAGUCAUUGGCGGGUUCAACUUUUGAUAGCAGCCAACUUGUUUUGACAGCUUGCAUGGGUUACCAGAAUGUACAGGAAAGUAGACUGCAGGAAUUGAGGAACAAGCACAGGCCAUCUGUGAUAAUUGCACUUGAGGAAAGAACAAAGGGGCUUCAAGCCUGGAGGGAUUCUAAGGGUCUUGCUUCAAAACUAUAUAGUUUUAAGCAAGACCCGAAAUCCGUUUUGGUGGAUUCUAGCAAAACCUCGCUGACAGAUGGGGUCUUGUCUCGUUCAGAGUCUGGAUCUAGUAAUGCGGAUGAAAUCUUAGUCGGUCUGACUGGAGAUGGGGAAGUGGACUCAGUUCAAGAUCUUCAACCGCAGGUUCUCUGGUUGAAGGCCGAACUCUGCAAGUUGUUUGAGGAGAAAACAUCAGCUAUCCUAAGAGCGGAAGAGUUGGAGAUUGCUCUCAUGGAGAUGGUCAAACAGGACAAUCGACUUCAGUUGUGCGCAAAUGUUGAGCAGCUAGAGCAAGAAUUGACUGAGCUCCGGAGACUCCUUUCUGAUAAACAGGAGCAAGAAAGUGCUAUGCUUCAGGUGUUGAUGCGGGUGGAGCAAGAACAGAAAGUAACAGAAGAUGCUCGUAGAUUUGCUGAGCAAGACGCUGCUGCCCAGAGAUACGCUGCUCAAGUGCUUCAGGAAAAAUACGAAGAGGCUGUAGCUGCUCUCGCUGAAAUGGAGAAGAGAGCAGUGAUGGCUGAAUCCAUGUUGGAGGCGACGUUGCAGUAUCAAUCUGGUCAGCUCAAAGCGCAACCUUCCCCUAGGGAUGAAAAAACUUUUUUCAGGGGGAUGAAUCCGGAUUCACCUGCCAGGAACAACCAUGAUCAGUCACAAGAACCACCUCAAAGGAAGAUAAGCUUGCUAUCAUUCGGACUAGGAGGGUGGCGUGAAAAGAACAAGUCGCAAAAUUCGACUCGCGAGAAGCAUACUUCGGAGGAGCAGCCGAACGAAGGGAAGUCGCCAUCCACAACAGAGGGACAAAACGCAGAAACAGAAACCAAACAGGAGAAGCAAACAAACGAAGCCCAACCAUAAGAAACUCCGCAGGUAUAUUCUUCUUGAUAAAAACCAUUCUUUCUCUGAUUCAGCAGCACAAAGCCUCUCUCUUCAUCACGGUUCAUUUUGUUACAGAUUAGAUUUUGUACCUAUACAAUGUUUUAUAUAUAUAUAUAUAUAUAUUAAUUCUGUCGUUGGUUGGUUGCAAUAAUACAUUUUUUGUAAUAUGUGGAUAUUGGAGAAUGGUAUUAGUAUAUCUUGCUUGUACUUGCUAA